AUGAAGAAUGAGAAAUAUCAAGAAUUGUUGCGAAAGCUUUUCGAUGAGUUGGAGACACGUAUUGCCACAACCUUCAUUGACUUCUUACGAGGUCACGAAAAGUAUCUAUUCCUCGCAUCUGCAGUCUAUCCGUUCAAAAGUCAAAUAAAAAUCGCACCAGAGAGAACGAUCGAGGGUAAGAACGGACAGGGAAAUCUUGACUAUGGAAUGGAAUCACACAGAACUGGGAGAAUAAUUGGCUUGGUCGAAGUCAAAAAAGAUGACUUCAAACAGCAGACGGAAUCAUCCCUAACAUGUCGUAAACGAAAAACAAACGAAAUAGAAGACGAGCAUGAUGUAGGUAAAUUGUACCAAAUGCUGAAAAAUGGUUCAUGGAAUGUUCGUUAG
Molecule: messenger RNA, 387 nt
Organism: Paraglomus occultum
Lineage: Eukaryota; Fungi; Glomeromycota; Glomeromycetes; Paraglomerales; Paraglomeraceae
Source: the annotation of a GenBank genome assembly